Daldinia childiae is the source of this 951-nucleotide messenger RNA. Its product is annotated as Aflatoxin B1 aldehyde reductase member 2. Bases 1 to 951 code for a protein of 316 amino acids. Lineage: Eukaryota; Fungi; Ascomycota; Sordariomycetes; Xylariales; Hypoxylaceae. The transcript has 2 exons. Gene Ontology annotation, cellular component: cytosol. The record is from RefSeq and is a predicted model, not a curated record.
AUGGCGUCCUCAAAAGCACCACAGAUCAUAUUCGGCUGCGGCGGCCUUGGUAACGAAUUUGUCGGUGAGGAUGCCGUGCGAGAAGUCUUGGAAUUUUUGAAGGAAGCGGGCAUAGAUCGGCUUGAUACAGCCGCCUUGUAUCCGCCCUCGGACAUUGGUGCUUCGCAACGUCUCCUCGGAAAAGUCGGAGCAGCGCGACUUGGUUUCAUUAUUGAUACCAAAGUAUUGAUCAGCAUGUCUGGCUUCAAAGGGACUCUAGAGCCCGAGAAGAUCGCCAAGUCUAUCGCGGAGAGCUACGAGGCCCUGCAAUUCGGAGAUGGUCAACGUAUCAAUAUCUUCUACCCUCAUGCACCGGACGUAGCUACGCCCUUGAAAGAUCAGGCGGCUGGUUUCGAUGCACAAUAUAAAAAGGGAUUAUUUGACAAGCUGGGUGUUUGUAACUUUCCAGCCGAUAUGCUUGCCGAGUUCAUCGACAUCUGCGAGCGUGAGGGAUAUGUUAAGCCGACCGUGUACCAGGGUCUCUACAACCUCAUCGACCGCCGACAUGAAGGGCCGGUGUUUGAUCUGGUCCGUAAGCACGGCAUGCAGUUUGUGGCGCACAGUCCAAACGGCAGUGGUUUUCUCCGUGGUGCCCUAACGUCCGGCCAAGUCGAGGGGACGCGCUUCGCUAAGGGUAACAUCAUGUCAACGGACGCACGGCGGUACGACACUGACAAAAACCACGAGGCCAUCCGAUUCCUCAACAAGGCGCUUGAGCCGCACGGCAUCUCCAAGCCGGAAGUAGCACUACGUUGGCUCGCCUUUCAUUCAAAAAUAGGGCCACAAGAUGCCAUUAUUUUCGGGUCCAGCAAGCUUGCUCAGGUCAAACAGAAUGUGGAGGCAAUCCAGAAAGGCCCACUCCCGGAAGAUAUAGUUGCAAUACUGGAUGACGCUUGGAAUAUCAUCAAAUAG